Molecule: messenger RNA, 2010 nt
Organism: Rattus rattus (black rat)
Lineage: Eukaryota; Metazoa; Chordata; Mammalia; Rodentia; Muridae
Product: zinc finger protein 790-like
Exons: 4
Coding region: 168-1856 (562 amino acids)
Biological process (GO): regulation of transcription by RNA polymerase II
Cellular component (GO): nucleus
Molecular function (GO): DNA-binding transcription factor activity, RNA polymerase II-specific; RNA polymerase II transcription regulatory region sequence-specific DNA binding
Source: RefSeq, a predicted model, not a curated record
UGGUCUCUUUUGAUCAUGGUGUCUAUUCACAGCAGUAGAGCAGUAACUAAGACGCACUUGAAGGAAACUCUAACCUCUCAUGGUUCUUUCCCUAUAGCUUUUCCAAGCCCUACUUUGUUGAUAGCGGAACCCAGAAGAGAACGUGUCAACCCCUGAAGUUUUAAGCCAUGGCCCAGGGACCGAUGACGUUCAAAGAUGUGGCCGUAGACUUCUCUCCGGAGGAGUGGGCGUGUCUGAGCCUGGAGCAGAGGAGUCUAUACAGAGACGUGAUGCUGGAGAACUACAGCCACCUCGUCUCCGUGGGACUUUGUGUUUAUCGGCCACAGCUGUUCUCCUUGUUGGAAAAAGGACAAGACCUGUGGAUGAUCUUGAGGGAUGAGACAAGAGGACUUAAUCCAGACAUAGAUUUCAGUUCUCAGAACAAGAAGUUACUGGGGAAACCCAGCAUAUAUGAAGAAUUAUCUCAAUGGGAAAUGAAGGAAUAUUUUAGAAAACAAAGUCUUGAAGAUUUCUGUUUUGGAGACGACCGGGAAGGCAAAAAUCAGUUUCAAAAGCGUCAAAGUCAAGAAUAUUGUGAGCAACUGGCAGUCGCCUAUGAACGAAUGAUCACUGAGAACCAGGUUUCCAAUCACCAGAGACUUAAUGCUGGAGAGAGAGCAAUCGGAAUUCAGUGUGAAAAAGCCCUUAGUGUGGGAUCUGUCCAUGUUCUUCAUCAGCUAACUCACCCUGGUAACAAAUUCCACAAAAACAAGGAGUGUGGGGAAACCUUUGUUCCGGGAUGGGACCGCGCUCACAGUCAGCAAGGUCCCUGUCAUAAGACACCUCAGCGAGGGAAGGACUCUAGAGGGCCAUUUGGUUUGCCUUCAGGAAUGCCGGGCCUUCAGCGAGAUCACACCGGCGAGAAGUCCUAUGACUGUAAGGAAUGCGGAAAGUCCUUUACUUUGAAGUCAAACUUGACGCGGCAUCGCAGAAUUCACACCGGCGAGAGGCCAUACAUGUGCCACGGAUGUGGGAAAGCGUUUACACAGAAGUCACAUCUCACGUCACAUCAGAAAGUUCACACUGGAAAAAGAGCUUAUGUGUGCAGAGUCUGUGGAAAAGCUUUUAACUGUGACUCGAGCCUGACCAGCCAUCAGAAUAGUCAUUAUCACGAGGUCGACGCUGGCAGGAAAGUGUACGAGUGUAAAAUAUGUGACAAGGAAUUUGGUUGUUAUUCAGACCUCAGUCAUCAUCAGAAAAUCCACGCUGGAGAGAGACCUUUUAAAUGUAAGCACUGUGGGAAGCCUUUCAGGUUCCAUUCACAUCUUCGGGUGCACACGCGAAUUCACACCGGCGUGAGGUCCUACGACUGUAAGGAAUGUGGAAAGUCCUUUACUUUGAGGUCAAACUUGACGCGGCAUCACAGAGUUCACACCGGUGAGAGGCCAUACUCGUGCCACGGAUGUGGGAAAGCGUUUACACAGAAAUCACAUCUCACGUCACAUCAGAAAAUUCACACCGGAGAGAAAGCUUAUGUGUGUGGAGUCUGCGGGAAGGCUUUCAGUCGUGGCUCAAGCCUGACCAAUCACCAGAAUAUUCAUUACUACGUGGUUAACGCUGGCAAGAAAGUGUACGAAUGUAAAGAAUGCGGCAAGGGUUUCGGUUGCCUUUCAAAUCUCAGUCGCCAUCAGAAAAUCCACGCUGGAGACAAACCUUUUAAAUGCAGGGACUGUGGAAAGGACUUUGGUCAGAGAGCACAUCUUACCAAGCAUCAGAGAGUUCACACUGACGAAAGCCCUUAUGAAUGUCAGAAUGUGGUCAAGUUUUUCCUCGAAGACCACAACUAUGUCGACAUCAGAAAGUCCAUAUUGGUGUGAAAUGAUGGGAUGUACGAGGAACGUAGGAGACCCUUGUUCGUGGUGUAUGUUAUACCCACACUAGGAUAUUCCCGUUAGUGGGAAGCCCUGAGUCUGGAGUGCAGGCCUUACUCGUCACCAGAACCUUCAUCCUGGGGCAGCAAAGUAAUCCGAG